Molecule: messenger RNA, 2090 nt
Organism: Nycticebus coucang (slow loris)
Lineage: Eukaryota; Metazoa; Chordata; Mammalia; Primates; Lorisidae
Gene: DPH2
Product: diphthamide biosynthesis 2
Exons: 6
Coding region: 426-1661 (411 amino acids)
Biological process (GO): protein histidyl modification to diphthamide
Molecular function (GO): 2-(3-amino-3-carboxypropyl)histidine synthase activity
Source: RefSeq, a predicted model, not a curated record
CUGGAACCCGGAAGUAAUCUGCCGGGCAGGCUGCUGCGUGGUGGAGACGCGGGACCGUGGGCCUGCCUGUGGUCAGACUGUGAUUCUCCAUCCCGCUACAGAACGAUUCUGAUUCUUUGAGGGCUGCUUUUGAGGACUCAGGCCCUGAAGCUGCCCCAGGGAGGUCCCUGUUGCAUACCGUAGCCAAGCUGUGUCUCAUGGAGUCUACGUUCAGCAGCCCCGCAGAGGCGGUGCUGCAGCGGGAGGCGGGGGUCCCAGGACUGCUCACUCCUCUCGAGGACCUCGACCGAGUAGAUCCUCAGUAUGGGAGAGGCUGUCCCCGACUCCACAGUUUAUGCUUAUAGGUGGCCUUGCAGUUUCCUGACCAGCUAUUGGGAGAUGCUAGGGCCGUGGCUGCACGACUGGAGGAGAUCACGGGAUCGAAGAUGUUCAUUCUGGGGGAUACAGCCUAUGGCAGCUGCUGUGUGGACGUGCUGGGCGCUGAGCAAGCUGGAGCUCAGGCUCUUGUACAUUUUGGCCCCGCCUGCUUAAGCCCUCCAGCACGCCUGUUGCCGGUCACCUUCGUCCUUGGUCAACGUUCUGUGUCCUUGGAGCUCUGUGCCAAGGCCUUUGAGGCCCAGAACCCAGACCCCAAAGCACCUGUGGUGCUGCUGAGUGAGCCAGCCUGUGCCCACGCCCUGGAGGCCUUGGCCACUCUCCUGCGCCCACAGUACCUGGACCUGCUAGUCUCCAGCCCAGCUUUUCCUCUGCCACUUGGGUCCCUCAGUCCAGAGCUUGAGCCCCUGGAGCGUUUUGGGCGCCGCUUCCCUCUGGCCCCAGGGAGGCGUCUAGAAGAGUAUGGUGCCUUCUAUGUGGGGGGCUCUGAGACCAACUCUGACCCUGACCCAGACCUGAGCCGGCUGCUCUUGGGGUGGGCCCCAGGGCAGCCCUUCUUCUCCUGCUGCCCAGACACAGGACAUACUCAAGAUGAGGGUGUCCAGGCUGAGAGGCUACGAGCACGAAGGCGAUAUCUGGUAGAGAGGGCCAGAGAUGCCCGAGUGGUGGGGCUGCUGGCAGGUACAAUGGGUGUGGCCCAGCACCGUGAAGCACUGGCACACUUGCGAAAUCUGACUCAAGCCGCUGGCAAGCGUAGCUAUGUGUUGGCCCUGGGGCGGCCCACCCCUGCCAAGCUUGCCAACUUCCCUGAGGUGGAUGUCUUUGUACUGUUAGCUUGUCCUCUGGGGACUCUAGCUCCCCAGCCUUCUGGUAGCUUCUUCCGGCCUGUAUUGGCACCCUGUGAGUUGGAGGCUGCUUGCAACCCUGCCUGGCCACCUCAGGGCCUGGCUCCCUACCUCACACAUUAUGCGGACUUGUUACCUGGCUCUCCCUUCCAUGUGCCCCUCCCACUGCCUGAGUCUGAGCUGUGGGACACCCCAGAUGUGUCACUCAUUACUGGGGAGCUUCGACCCCCACCUGCCUGGAAGUUGUCAACCAAUCCUAGAUGCUCAGCCCUGACUCCACAGCCCCAUCUAGAGCUCAUUGAGAGCAGCCCUGCAGCUUUAUUCCUUAGUUCCCGGAGUUGGCAGGGGCUGGAACCCCGCCGGGGUCAGACACCAGUGACAGAAGCUGUGAUUGGAAGACGAGGGAUUGCCAUCGCCUACGAGGAUGAGGGAAGCAGCUGAUACUGUGUGGGGCCAGAGACACAGACUUAUCAAUCACUGCUAGGACUACCUGUAUCUUUAGUGCUCCCUGUACCAACCUCCCAUCCUCUUGGCAGGAUCCUGGAAGGAGCCUGAAUGGGGGAAGGCAGGCAGUCCCUCACUGGGGAUAGGACAUAUCUCUGGCACUAGGCUCAGCACAUAUUUGCUUAAUAAAUGCCAGCUUGGCGCCUGUGGCUCAAGCGGCUAAGGCACCAGCCACAUACACCUGAGCUGGUGGGUUUGAAUCCAGCCCAGGCCUCCAAACAACAAUGGGAGGUGGAGGCAGGAGAAUCACUUGAGCCCAGGAGUUGGAGGUUGCUGUGAGCUGUGGUGCCAUGGCACUCUACCCAGGGUGACAGCUUGAGGCUCUGUCUCAACAACAACAACAAAAUAAAAAAUAAAUGCCUAUUA